Molecule: messenger RNA, 834 nt
Organism: Naegleria lovaniensis
Lineage: Eukaryota; Heterolobosea; Eutetramitea; Acrasida; Naegleriidae
Exons: 1
Coding region: 1-834 (277 amino acids)
Biological process (GO): protein polyglutamylation
Source: RefSeq, a predicted model, not a curated record
AUGAACGUUAAGGAAAUGUUUGAUAGCGUGGCGUUGAGCCUCAUUGCCUUCUUAGAGUCUCAUGAAGGGGUAAAGAAUGUACAAUUGUUUGAGACAAAACCAGCAACACAAUCACAAGUAGAUGCUUGGGAGAAGACGAACAAAAUUACCAUGCCAUCGGAAUUGAAAUCUUUCUUGUUGUAUUCGAAUGGGUUUUUAUUAAAGUGGAAAAUCAGUUUAUCGGAAGAGAGAGAAGUACAGAUGGGAUACAUGUCCAUACAUUCCAUAGAAAAGAUGGUGGAAGUAAAACGCAAAGAUGAUGAUACAGAAUCCUUGCAUCCAUUUCAUGCUGCAUUCGAAUUGAGUAAUUCUACAACUCACUGUAACGGACGUGUGUGUUUUGUAUACAAGGACCAAUCACAAAAUCCUGCAACUGCUGAGAUUUGGUAUCAAGAUUUGGGAAUGAAUUGGUGGUUCAUCUCAAAAACGUUUGUGGAGUAUUUUCGACUCAUGAUUUUGCAUUUGGGUUUACCGAACUGGCAGAUGGUAUUUACUGAUACGGGUCUUCCAUCCAUAACGAAACAGUGGAUUCGAUUUCUAUCUCCUCAAAGACUGCUCAUUGACCUCAGUAGACUAUGUCUGAACAAGGAGGCUCUAAUAGAAAUGCCCGAGAGUAUGAAUGAAGUUUUUAAAGUAAGAACAGUAUCAAGAGUCACAGAGCUUCGAAAUAAGAAUAAGAAAAAGAAAAAAGUGUCUGUGAAGAAGAAAACGAAAAUUGAUCUUAAAAAACUGGACGCAAUGGCCUCCAAGAACAAGAAGAAGGAAAAAUCUUUUACAUCCUCUGACAAAAUUUGA